Oncorhynchus kisutch (coho salmon) is the source of this 7570-nucleotide messenger RNA. RefSeq names its product CAAX prenyl protease 1 homolog. NCBI's taxonomy places the organism in Eukaryota, Metazoa, Chordata, Actinopteri, Salmoniformes, Salmonidae. Gene Ontology annotation, cellular component: nucleus. Bases 3973 to 5355 code for a protein of 460 amino acids. Gene Ontology annotation, biological process: regulation of transcription by RNA polymerase II; CAAX-box protein processing. The record is from RefSeq and is a predicted model, not a curated record. Gene Ontology annotation, molecular function: metalloendopeptidase activity; DNA binding; DNA-binding transcription factor activity, RNA polymerase II-specific. The transcript has 17 exons.
AUACGCGCGGUGGCGGGGACUGAAGAUGGCGGAUAGUGAUGUUGAACCAGAGCCCGACUGGAGUAAUCGGCCUUCCAACACUGCCGAGGACACUCUCGUCGCCAUGGAAUGCUUGCUCACCACCCUGAGAGCGCUUGAAGCAACGCUCAGGCAACAAGACAUUUCGGAAAUAUCAUCCACCGAAUAUUGCGACAACUUCUGCCAGGCACUGAUGGACUACGCUGGGAGCAGGAAUUCUGUGGAACAUGGUCUUCCUCUCCUGGAGGUCUACUGCCUGGCCAUCAACUGUUUUGCUGCUGCAAGGCCACAUCUCACUGCAGACUCUGACACUGUUGCCCUGGUGUUGAAGAGAUUAGCACUGAGCUGUUUUGAACUGUUGCUAUCUGUGCCUGAAAACGAAAUCCCUUAUGAGGCCUGGGUUCAAUUUCACCGCUCUGUUCAGGUGGCACAUGAUGCCUUGUUGGAGUAUGGGAGCAUAGAUCUACAAGCCCUCCUCCAAAUCACAGGGGAGGGUGGAGCGUGGAGUAACCCUGUCCUAAGCGCCCUUCUCACCGGUCAUCCCACAACCGCAGAGGAAGUUGACGCGUACAUCUCCUUGGAGGGGGAGGGCUUCAUGGAGAUGCGGGUUAAACACCUGGAGAAAGUGGGGGAGGUGGCGAAGGCUGUGGUACUGGCUAAGGCCUGUGCUGAAUGCCAUCUUGUCUCCAACCAAACCACCUUCCGCCAGACCUAUGUCUCUCUCCUCUGCCAACUGCUGCCGGGCGAGGAGGCCAUCAUGGAGAUAUCCAGACUGGACUGUAAGGAUGUGCUGGAUAUUACAUGCAAUUUGGAGACUGAGGGGGAGGAUAACACAGCCUUCAUCCUGUGUACUACCUUCCUAACUCAACAGCUGCAGCAGCAGAGCCUGUACUGCUCCUGGGAGCUCACACUGUUGUGGAGUAAGCUGCAGAGAAGGAUCGACCCAUCUUUGGAGUCACUGCUGGAGCGUUGCCUGCAGCUAGGUGCCAUUGCUAAGACUGUCUACCAUCUGCUCUUCCUUGUGCGUGUCAUCCGGACAGAGGAAGCCAUGGAUUACAGGAAACAUCCGCACUGAGCUAAAGGCUAGAGGUGCUGCUUUCAAGGAGUGGAACACAAAUCCGGACUCAUCAGAAAUCCAGCUAAGCCCACCGACGAACCAUCAAACAGGCAAUCGUCAAUACAAGACUAAGAUUGAAUCCAGAGCAGAGCACUGGCUCUGGCUCUGCUCGGAUGUGGCAGGGCUUGCAAAAUAUCACAGAUCACAAAGGGAAACCCAGCCACGGGCUGCCCAGUGAUGCGAGUCUACCAGACCAGCUAAAUGUCUUCUAUACUCGCUUUGAAGCAACCAACCCUGAACCAUGCAUGAGAGCACCAGUAAUUCCGAAUGACUGUCUGAUCACGGUCUCUGUAGCCGAUGUGAGUAAGACCUUUAACCACGUUAACAUUCAUAAGGCUGCAGGGCCUGACGGAUUACCAGGACACAUACUCAGAGCAUACGCUGACCAGCUGGCAAGUAUGGUAUUUUUUGUUGUUGUAUUUGACCCCCUUUUUCUCCCCAAUUUGGAUCUUGCCUCAUUGCUGCAACUCCCUAACGAGCUUGGGAGGCGAAGGUCAAGUCAUGUGUCCUCUGAAACAUGAUCCGCCAAACCGCACUUCUUAACACCCGCUAAACCCGGAAGCCAGCCGCACCAAUGUGUCGGAGGAAAGACUGUUCAACUGAUGACCGAGGUCAGCUUGCAGGCGCCCAGCGCACCACAAGGAGUCACUAGAGCUCGAUGAGCCAAGUAAAGCCCACCCGGCCAAACAAUCCCCUUACCUGGAUGAUGCUGGGCCAAUUAUGUGCCGCCCUAUGGGACUCCCGAUCACGGCCGGUUGUGAUAUAGCCCGGGAUCGAACCCGGGUCUGUAGUGAUGCGAUGCAGUGCCUUAGACCGCUGCGCCACUUCGGGGGCCCUGCACUGACUCCCUGACCCUGUUUCAAGCAGACCACCAUAGUCCCUGUGCCCAAGAAUGCCAAGGUAAACUGCCUAAUUGACUACUUCCCCGUAGCACUUACAUCUGUAGCCUUGAAAUUAUUUCAAAGGCUGGUCAUGGCUCACAUCAACAACAUCAUCUCAGAAACCCUGGACCCACUCCAAUUCGCAUACAGCCCCAACAGAUCCACAGAUGACGCAGUCUCUAUUGCACUCCACACUGCCCUUUCACACUUGGACAAAAGGUACACCUACAUGAGAAUACUGUUCAUUGACUAUAGCUUAGCGUUCAACACCAUAGUGCCCUCCAAGCUCAUCACUAUGCUAAGGACCGUGGGACUGAACAUCUCCCUCUGCAACUGGAUCCUGGACUUCCGGAAGGGCCUCCCUCAGGUGGUAAGGGUAGGCAACAACACAUCCGCCAAGCUGACCCUCAACAUGGGGGCCCCUCAGGGGUGCGUGCUUAAUCCCCUCCUGUUCUCCCUGUUCACCCUACGACUGCGUGGCCACGCACAACUCCAACACCAUCAUUACGUUUGCAGACGACACUAUGGUGGUAAGACCGAUCAUCGACACUGCCGAUAGGGAGGAGGUCAGAGGUCUGGCAAUGUGGUGCAGGGCAACAACCUCUCCCUCAACGUGAGCAAGACAAAGGAGCUGAACGUGGACUACAGGAAAGGAGGGCCGAGCAUGCCACCAUUCACAUCUACGGGGCUGUAGUGGAGCGGGUCGAGAGCUUCAAGUUCCUUGGUGUCAACAUUACUAAGGACCUAUCAUGGUCCAAACACACCAAGACAGUAAUGAAGAGGGCAUGGCAAUGCCUAUUCCUCCUCAGGAGGCUGAAAAUAUUUGUCAUGGGACCUCAAAAGUUAUACAUCUGUACCAUUGAGAGCAUCCUGAGUGGUUUCAUCACCGCUUGGUAUGGUAACUACUUGGCAUCCGACCGCAAGGCGCUACAGAGGAUAGUGGGUACGGCCCAUUACAUCACUGUGGCCGAUCUUCCUGCCAUCCAGUACCUCUAUAUCAGGUGGUGUCAGAGGAAGGCCCUAAAAAUUGUCAAAGACUCCAGCCACCCAUAGACUGUUCUCUCUGCUACCGCACGGCAAGCAGUACUGGAGUGCCAAGUCUGGAACCAAAAGGCUUCUCAACAGCUUCUACACCCAAGCCAUAAGACUGCUGAAUGGUUAAUCAAAUGACUAUUUGCAUUGUUUUAUUAUAAUUUAUUCUUAUUUCUUGCACUGACUCUCUUGCACAGGCUCGAUGUAUAGUCACUGGACUCUAACCACACACAUACUACACUGACACUCCCACACACCCACCCACACACACAAAACACACACAUGCAUUUUGAGGAGUAUUUCUGUCUGUAAUAAAGCCCUUUAGUGGGGAAAAACGAAUUAUGUUUGCCUGGGCCUGGCCCUGGCCCACCAGUGGUUGGGCCUGGCUGCCAAGUGGGUGGGCAUAUGCCCUCCCAGGCCCACCCAUGGCUGCACCCCUGACCAAUCAUGUGAAAUCCAUAGCUUAGGGCCUAAUUUAUUUAAAUGGUCUGAUUUCCUGAUAUGAACUGUAACUGUAACAACUUAAAUUGUUGCGUUUAUAUUUUUGUUCAGUAUAUUGAGAGAUAAUACAGUGACUAUGGAACCUUAGUUAUUUAGACGACUGGUUCAGUUUCACUGGGAACAAAAUUAACUGCUGCACUGACAUUUAGCAUGGCAACCGCCGUUAAACGUUAUCGAAGAAGAACAUUUAGUAUGAAUGGAAACUGGAUGCGAAUGAGCUUGCUAUCAAUUUGAGUGGACCGGUGAAUGCUAGUCAAUUUAAUCUGGUGAUAUAAACCAUACUAAGUUAUUUAAAUAUAAACAGUUGUAUCUUCUGAAUAAAGACUGGAAGGCGUGUGAACGGGCGGCUGUUCAACCAGUGAGUCCAACUAGCAACACAUGCUAGCUUGCUAACUUUAAAUAGAGACCAAGGCCAGAAUAAAGAUGGAAACAAUACUUAACCUACCAAUCGAAAAUAAGAUAUUUUAUGCUGUUCUGGUGUUCUCAUGGACGGUGUAUCUAUGGGAGGCCUACCUUGCCUACAGACAGCGGAGAAUAUACAGGUUGACCUUGCAAGUACCACAAGAGUUGGGAAAGAUCAUGGACACAGACACCUUUGAGAAGUCACGCCUUUAUCAACUGGACAAGAGCAACUUCAGUUUCUGGUCUGGACUGUAUUCAGAAACUGAGGGGACGCUGAUCCUGCUGUUUGGCGGAAUCCCUUUUGUUUGGAAAGUUGCUGGGACAGUGACUGCUCGUUUUGGAUUGGGUCCAGAGUAUGAGAUCUUCCAGUCUCUUUCGUUUCUGAUACUAGCAACCCUGUUCAGUGCAUUCACUGGUCUUCCCUGGAGUAUCUACAACACCUUUGUUAUUGAGGAGAAGCAUGGCUUCAACCAGCAGACACUGGGGUUCUUCCUAAAGGAUGCUGUAAAGAAGUUUAUUGUGACCCAGUGUAUCUUGUUGCCUGUGACCUCACUGCUCCUCUACAUCAUCAAGAUUGGUGGAGACUUCUUCUUCAUCUACGCCUGGCUCUUCACACUGGGUGUCUCGCUUGUUCUGGUGACCAUCUAUGCGGACUACAUUGCGCCCCUAUUUGACAAGUUCACCCCUUUGCCAGAGGGUGAGCUGAAGGAAGAGAUUGAAAGCAUGUCGAAGUCUAUCAGUUUCCCUCUCACUAAGGUCUAUGUUGUAGAAGGUUCCAAGCGUUCCUCUCACAGUAACGCUUACUUCUAUGGGUUCUUCAAGAACAAGCGCAUUGUGUUGUUCGACACCCUGCUGGAGGACUACUCUCCCCUCAACAAGGACGGCGAGCCAGAGACUGACACACUAACCGAGGACAAAUCCAAGCUCAAGAACAAGAAGCAAGGCUGCAACAAUCCAGAGGUCUUGGCGGUGUUGGGCCACGAGCUGGGCCAUUGGAAGUUGGGCCACACUGUGAAAAACAUAGUAAUCAGUCAGAUGAACUCCUUCCUGUGCUUCUUCCUCUUUGCUGUGCUAAUUGGACAGAAGGAGCUGUUCAUGGCCUUUGGUUUCUAUAACAGCCAGCCCACUUUGAUUGGGUUAAUGAUCAUAUUCCAGUUCAUCUUCUCCCCAUACAAUGAGGUCCUGUCCUUCUGUCUGACUGUCCUGAGCCGCAGGUUUGAGUUCCAGGCGGACUCCUUUGCGCGCGGCAUGGGUCGAGCCUCAGAGCUCUGCUCUGCACUCAUCAAGCUCAACAAAGACAACCUGGGCUUCCCUGUGGCUGACUGGCUCUUUUCCAUGUGGCACUACUCCCACCCUCCCCUCCUGGAGCGCCUACGGGCCCUGGGAAGCACCAAGCAGGACUGACGAGUCCCAAAAGGAGAGCCACGCCUGCUGCCUCUCCCAAAGCGUCUCCACAUGCCUCUUCUGGCACUCUGAUGUAGUCUCCCCUAUUUUCCUCUCUGUUUCCCUAUUUUUGUUGUCCUUUAUCCUUUCCAUUAUGUUCCUUUUUUGGUUACAUUUUUUUCCCAGUUUCAAACUUGCACAAUACCAAAAGUUUUCAGAAAUCUAGUGUGAGACCAGAUCUAUCAGCUAUGCUUAUUCUAGGUGUAAUGGAGUUAAGAAUGUCAAGCUAGCUGUGAGCUUAUGGUACAUGUUGCCGAUGGAGCUAUCGAUUUAUACAUUUUCCCGAUAGCUCAAACGGUUGGUAAGUUGUCAAGGAGAGCGAUCACGUGUGCUAGCCAGGCACGUGUGCUAGUCAGUGCGAGCCGAAUCGGGAGCAACCUGUACUCACUAAGCAAGCAGCGUGACGUCCGUAACAUAGGCAAACAUGAACAUGCAAUACCAUUGUGGGCAUAAAUAAUUACCUGAACAUUUUUAGUUUAAGCACUUGCCACUAGUACAGGUCACAUUGAUCAAGGAUUUCUCAUAUUUCAGCAAGGUUUACAUUUUUCUGAAGUUUUAUUUGAAUUUCAUUUACUCCCCUAAGAAUUUGUAAUUCCAAAUGUUUUCUCAUAAAACCUUGUUGUACAGUAGUGGAACUAUCCCUGGCCAGUAGGGGUGGAACUAUCCCUGGCCAGUAGGGGUGGAACUAUCCCUGGCCAGUAGGGGUGGAACUAUCCCUGGCCAGUAGGGGUGGAACUAUCCCUGGCCAGUAGGGGUGGAACUAUCCCUGGCCAGUAGGGGUGGAACUAUCCCUGGCCAGUAGGGGUGGAACUAUCCCUGGCCAGUAGGGGUGGAACUAUCCCUGGCCAGUAGGGGUGGAACUAUCCCUGGCCAGUAGGGGUGGAACUAUCCCUGGCCAGUAGGGGUGGAACUAUCCCUGGCCAGUAGGGGUGGAACUAUCCCUGGCCAGUAGGGGUGGAACUAUCCCUGGCCAGUAGGGGUGGAACUAUCCCUGGCCAGUAGGGGUGGAACUAUCCCUGGCCAGUAGGGGUGGAACUAUCCCUAUCCAAUCCAUUUUAGGGGGGGGGGGUUGAGAAAAAAAUAUCAGGAGUGUCCAUAGGAUCUACAGCGAAUGGGCCAUCAAUUUAUUAUUAGUAGUAUAUCCUGCUGGUCGAUUGGCUCCAUCUACAACUGUUUAUUAUGAGAGGUGUGUGUGUGAACACUAGAACUUUAAAAGAUACACACCUUUUCAGAUUUAGUCAAGACUAUGCUUAAGAUGGAUCAUUGUUGAAGUUAUACAGGUAACUGCCAAAGUAAUGAAACACUUGAGGAAAUUAGGGAUACAAAGUAUAUUGAAAGCACAUGCUUCCACACUGGUGUGGCUUCUAAGUUAAUUAAGCAAUUAACAUCCCAUCGUGCUUAGGGUCAUGUAUAAAAACCAUGACAAUGCCCCCAUAGGAUGACGAUGCCCCUAUCCACAGGGCAUGAGUGGUCAAAUAAAAUUGUAUUUGACACAUGCGCCGAAUACAAUCGGUGUAGACGUUACCAUAAAAUGCUUAUUUACAAGCCCUUAACCAACAAUGCAGAGUAAGAGGGGGGGACGAUGCAAAUAGUCUGGGUAGCCAUUUGAUUAGAUGUCCAGGAGUCUUAUGGCUUGGGGGUAGAAGCUGUUUAGAAGCCUCUUGGACCUAGACUUGGCACUCCGGUACCGCUUGCCGUACUGUAACAGAGAGAACAGUCUAUGACUAGGGUGACUGGAGUCUUUGACAAUUUUUAGGGCCUUCCUCUGACACCGCCUGGUAUAGAGGUCCUGGAUGGCAGGAAGCUUGGCCAAUCGCACAACCCUUUUGUAGUGCCUUGCGGUUGGAAGCCGAGCGGUUACCAUACCAGACAGUGAUGCAAACAGGAUGCUCUCGAUGGUGCAGCUGUAGAACCUUUUGAGGAUAUUAGGACCCAUGUCAAAUCUUCUCGGUCUCCUGAGGGGGAAUAGGUUUUGCCGUGCCCUCUUCACAACUGUCUUGGUGUGCUUGGACCAUGUUUGAUGUAAUAUGUAAACUCAGCAAAAAAAAGUUAUGUCCUCUCACUGUCAACUGUGUUUAUUUUCAGCAAACUUAAAAUGUGUAAAUGUAUGUAUGAACAUAACAAGAUUUAACAGACAUAAACUGAACAAGUUCCACCGACAGGUGACUAACAGAAA